AUGACUCUCCCCGAUCCGUUUCCUGAAACACAUGCGUUGAUCGCACUACUGCCAGAGACGAGCCACAGCCUAAAGAUGCCUCUACUGUACCUGUCGACCCGCCAGACAGAGUGGCCCAUCUACCAGUCUCUACAUCGCAACAUCUACCCAAUAUGCUUUCUCUUCGUCUUUCUUCUUCGCUACACCCGCGUUCUUAUUAGUCUAUACGGCACCUAUAGAUACCGGCCUACACCCAUACCGCUCAACCCCACGUACCACAUCAACGAUGUCACAGUCAUCAUACCCACCACAGACCUCAUGUCCGAAACACUGCAUCAUGUUGUCCGCUCCAUACUCAACCAACGCGUACCAAAGCUCAUCAUCGCAACCGCCGGCACCCAAGCCGCAGAACAGUUUCGCUCUUUCCGAGCUUUAUUCCCAGAGAGCAAGGUCGUAGUAGCUCAUCGCGUCAAGGCCUCCCGCCGGGAACAAACAGCACAAGCACUCAAGCAAGUCGAAACGCGGCUCGUCAUUCUCCAAGACGAUCACACAUACUGGCCCCAAUCCGCGCGCUUCAUCGCUUCCGUGAUCGCACCCUUCGAAGACACCAAAGUCGGUGCUGUGAGCGCCGACCUGCAAGCCCGGCACCGCGGACACCCCUUCUCCUGGCCCGGAUUCUGGAACUUCAUGGGCAUGACCUACCUGAUGCGCCGUUCCUACGAGUACCGCGGCACCUACGGCAUCGACCGCGGCCUAUCAACGUUACCAGGCCGUUUCGGCGUCUUCCGCACGACUAUCUAUGCAUCGCCCGAGUUCCUCAACGGAUACCUAAAUUCGUACAUGCCCUUCAAAACCGAGCCACUAAACUCCGACGACGACAAAUUCCACACCCGCUGGCUGAUUGAACAUGACUGUAAAAUGGGUCUGCAGGCUGGUCCCGAUAGCGUCAUGACGACGGAACUGGGCGAGUGGCCCAAGUUCAUGAGUCAAGUGCUUCGCUGGACUCGAACAACGUGGCGCAACAACCCGGCGCAGUUGAUGGGUAGGCUGACGUGGAUGCGUCAUCCCUUCAUGUCGUGGAGUCUGCUCAUGUGGUUUUUCCGUCAGUCGCUCACACAGGAAACGUGUAUGUACAUGACUCUUCGGGGUUCCCUGAAGCAGUACGGAAAGUCUGAUUACUUCCCUGUCACCGCAUCUGCGCUCACGCUCUGGAUCUUGUCGUUCAAGUUUGUCAAGAUCCUCGAACACUUCCGCAAGCAUCCGCGCGAUGUUGUGUAUUUCCCCGCGUAUCUUUUGAACCUGCUUCGAAGCGGAUGGCUUUGGAUGUACCUCCAGCUGUCGAAGAUCGGCCAAAGCGACCGGCCAUUCCUUGGGGCCAUAUCCCAUACCCUUUCGGCGGUCUCCCUGGAGAUCCGCCAAGCGCAGCAGAAAGUCACCAUCGACCUGACGAAGAGAUAUCAGACGAUCGACGGCUUUGGAUUUUCAGGCGCCUUCCAGCGCGCAAACCUCAUCGUCAAUCUCCAGCAGCCCAAACAGCGCGAGGUUCUUGAUCUACUCUUUAACACGACCACCGGCGCUGGCUUCUCAAUCGUGCGCAACGGCAUUGGCUCGACACCUAAUAGCAACAGCGAUUUCAUGAACACGAUCCUUCCUAAAUGCCCAAGUACACCAGCUGAAGUCACUACGAACUACAGCGGGUACGUCUGGGAUGCUAAGGAUAGCGGACAGUUGUUUCUCAGCCAGAGAGCACAAGAGUAUGGCGUCAACACCUUCUAUGCGAAUGCAUGGAGCGCGCCUGGAUGCAUGAAGACAAACAACCAGGACACCAACGGCGGCCAGCUCUGUGGUGUCUCUGGUACCAAUUGCCGCUCUGGAGAUUGGAAACAAGCCUACGCGAACUACCUCGUCGCAUACAUCAACUUCUACGCAUCAGCCGGCGUCAAAGUCACACACCUCGGCUUCCUCAACGAGCCCGACUUAUCCACCUCGUACGCCUCAAUGCAAUCAUCCGGCACCCAAGCCGCCGAGUUCAUCAAAGUCCUUCGUCCCACACUCGACCGUGCGAAUCUGACUUCCGUCGGCAUAAACUGCUGCGAAGCGACAGGCUGGAACGUCGCAACCCAACACGCGCAGCAAAUCGCAUCUGCCGGCGCCGAAAGCCUCGUCUACGCCAUCACCUCGCACGAAUAUACUUCGCGCAUCAGCGGCACCAUGCGCACUGCCGCUCGCGUCUGGCAAACCGAGUACUCAGACCUAAGCGGCGGUUGGAGCACGGCCUGGUAUUCCAACGGCGGUGCCGGCGAUGGCUUCACCUGGGCCAACACCGUCUUUAACGGUGUCGUAAACUCCAAUCUGUCCGCGUACAUCUUCUGGGAAGGCGUCCAGGACCGCGCUACGAAUGAUGAUAACAACGAGAAGCUUAUCUUGGUUGAUGGCCAGAACUACCAUGUUAGCAAGCGGCUUUGGGCUUUCGCGCAGUUUCGCGUCGUUAGGACGGGUGCUGUGAGGGUGGGGGCGAGUGGUGGGGCGAAUGUCAAGGCUGGUGCUUUUGUUAAUAAGGAUGGGAGUGUUGCGGUUGUGGUUAUUAAUUCUGCGGCGGGUGCGCAGAGUGUGAGUGUUGCGCUGGCUGGGUAUCCGGAUGUGAGGGCGUGGUAUACGGAUAAUACUCACGACAUGAGCGCCGUGAUGGUGGCGGUGGGGAGUGAUGGGACUGCGAGCGCGAGUGUGCCAGGUAGAGCGAUGAUCAGUUUUCUGUUCAAGAAGGCUGCGAAUGCGACGAUGUCGUAA
Molecule: messenger RNA, 2766 nt
Organism: Alternaria novae-zelandiae
Lineage: Eukaryota; Fungi; Ascomycota; Dothideomycetes; Pleosporales; Pleosporaceae
Exons: 4
Coding region: 1-2766 (921 amino acids)
Molecular function (GO): hydrolase activity, hydrolyzing O-glycosyl compounds
Source: RefSeq, a predicted model, not a curated record